Dunckerocampus dactyliophorus (ringed pipefish) is the source of this 3943-nucleotide messenger RNA. RefSeq names its product fibroblast growth factor 13a (gene fgf13a). Gene Ontology annotation, molecular function: growth factor activity; fibroblast growth factor receptor binding. The coding region runs from base 1580 to 2320 and encodes 246 amino acids. The transcript is spliced from 5 exons. Lineage: Eukaryota; Metazoa; Chordata; Actinopteri; Syngnathiformes; Syngnathidae. The record is from RefSeq and is a predicted model, not a curated record. Gene Ontology annotation, biological process: positive regulation of gene expression; cell differentiation; animal organ morphogenesis. Gene Ontology annotation, cellular component: cytoplasm.
CCUUCAGCAGAAUUCAUGCUUCCAUUUAUCACAGCAAGUCUUCCAGUUCCUGAAGACCAUCACACUACCACCACCAUAUUUCACUGCUGCUAUGAUGAAAUGCAGCCUUACUUUUACGCCAGAUGUAAUGGGACACACAAGUUCAACUUUCACUCAUCAGACCACAGAGUAUUUUCCCACGGGAAAUUGAGACGAGCCUUAAUGUUGUUUUUGUUCAGCAGUGGUUUUGGUCUUGGAACUCUGCCAUGCAGGUCGUUUUUGCCCAGCGUCUUUCUUAUGGUGGAGUCAUGAACACUGACCUUAACUGAGGCAAGUGAGGCCUGCGGUUCUUUGGAUGUUGUUGUGGGGUCUUUUGUGACCUCUUGGAUGAGGCGUGGCUGUGCUCUUGGGGUCGUUUUGGUUGGCCGGCCCCUCCUGGGAAGAUUCACCACUGUUCCAUGUUUUGGCCAUUUGAGGAUAAUGGCUCUCACUGUGGUUGGCUGGAGUCCCAAAGCUAUAGCAAUAGCUUUAUAACCUUUUCCGCACUCUCCCGGGGGCGGGUUGAAGAAGGUCACACAAGGUCAUGUAGCUUUGGAUUGUUUUCUCCCUUUAGUAAUAAAAAGUGUUGUGCUGUCAUUGACUAAUAUUUACAUUAGUUCGAUGACCUGAAACAUUGAAGUGGGACAAACAUGCAAAAAUAAGACAUCAGGACGGGGGCAAACCCUUUUUCACACCACUGUAUUUUUAUGGAAACAAAGAAAUGUACAUAAAUGAAAAUAAGUCAUUUCAUGGCUAAAAGAAAUAAACACAGAAGUCGUCUUUUCUUUGUUUUUAGUGAAAGUCACUUUAGAAUGUAAAAGAAUCUUAGAAUGAAAUGAAAAGCAUUUAGAAGAUGGGUGCUUGGCGCAUCCCUAAUAUUCUUACCCCACAGCAGCAACACGUUAUUCAAUUAUUCAAUUAGCUGCAUCAGCACAAUGUUUGGUUUUGGUGUGCUUCCACUCCCUCCGCUCCGUCUUUAAAUGGAUAUCAAAUAUUACAUUGAUUAUGUUUAUUAGCACUCCCUCGCUCGCACGCGCGCACACACGCACACACACACGGUGGUUUGGGCUCUGUGCUCCCCUCAUCCUCCCCCACUCUUUCCACCCCCUCCGAGCUGCUCAUUGUGCAACUUGGAGGUGGGAUGCUGUCAGGCAGCUCUCGGCAGUCUGCGCCUCGCCUCCAACGUGAGGUUCGUGCCGCCGCUGUACGCCUCGCCUUACUUGUACAGAGAGAAGAGAAUCCUUCUGUGCCUCCCUGCCGCUUGGCCAGCAUCAGCGUUGUCCUCUAAGAGGGAGCAAACAGGUGUUCCAUGCUACUCGUGCAGCUGCAGGACCAUGCAAAGGAGAUGAGAAGCAUGUCUGCAGUGAUCCGUGAUGGAUUUCUUUACUUUCCUGGACAUGCAAGAGCACAUUUCCUUUUUAAAUCCGGACUUGUUUGCUGUGACUGAUUGAAGCUACUGCUUACUGCUUCACUGAGCAAGUGCAGGAGUUGUUUCCAACCCUGACUUGUGAGGGCACUCGGGAGGAGGUGUAGUGCUUAUCUUCAGGCUGCCAAAGUGGCCAUGGCCGCAGCCAUCGCCAGCUCCCUCAUUCGGCAGAAAAGGCAGGCGAGGGAGCGGGAAAAGUCCAACGCCUGCCGCUGUGUCAGCAGCCCCAGCAAGAGCAAAGGCAACUGCGACAAGCCCAGCCGGCUUAACGUCUUCUCCCGGGUCAAACUCUUUGGGUCCAAGAAGCGGCGGAGGAGACGGCCAGAGCCCCAGCUGAAGGGGAUCGUGACCAAGCUGUACAGCCGACAGGGGUUCCACCUGCAGCUGCAGGCAGACGGAACCAUUGAUGGAACCAAGGAGGAGGACAACGGCUACACCAUGUUCAACCUUAUUCCAGUGGGUCUGCGAGUGGUGGCCAUCCAGGGGGUUCAGACCAAACUCUAUCUGGCCAUGAACAGUGAGGGCUUCCUGUACACGUCGGAACACUUCACGCCGGAAUGCAAAUUCAAGGAGUCGGUGUUCGAGAACUACUACGUGACUUACUCCUCCAUGAUAUACCGCCAGCAGCAGUCGGGCAGGGGCUGGUACCUCGGUCUGAACAAGGAGGGGGAGAUCAUGAAGGGCAACCACGUGAAGAAGAACAAGCCGGCGGCCCACUUCCUUCCCAAACCUCUGAAAGUGGCGAUGUACAGAGAGCCAUCCCUCCACGACCUAACAGAGUUCUCCCGCUCCGGCAGCGGCACGCCCACCAAGAGCCGGAGCGCCUCGGCGAUGCUGAAUGGCGGCAAAGCUGUGAGCCAGAACGAGUCAACGUAGCCCCGCCUUUGGGACUGAACCUUGAAACCUUACCUCCAGCAGAGCGUGAAUCCAAGCAGACCCUCUCUUGUAUCAGCGGUUCAGCACUUGCUGCAACAUACCAAACAUUAACACCUAGAAAGCAUCAAUAACCAUCAUUGAAAAUCACACACAUGCAUUUAUCAUGGAUGACAGCAUUAUUAGCAAGAAACUUCAUGAACCAUUCUGGACAUUUAGUCUCUUUUGGGCUCAUGUAUGAUCUAUUUAAUCACCAGUUCUUUUGUCCUUUGCAGUUAUAUUCCUGUGCACAGCAACAUUACUGAGGUCAUGUAGACAUCGAGCACUUGUGCGUCCGUCAGACAGCGACAGGAAGCGAGUGGGCAUUCAGGGCAACCAGGGGUACAGUACAAGCUCUGGUCUGUGUCUCAUCCAUGCUUGUGUGAAUACAAAGCCUAUAAACUCCCUGGCGUGGCCCGAGGCCCGGCCAGACCGUAGCUCUCCUUGCGUCCUUGUGCACACGUUCAGAGCCUGAGCUCUGUAGCACGCUAGCACGGGGAAAUCCAGCCUAUGUUCAGCUGACCUGACAUGUCGGGUCUCAGUGUGGUGGCAGAGACGCCACAGCUGCCCUUUUUUCCUGCUAAUUUCACAAUUAGCCGAGAAGGUUUUAUCCGUUGCAUCUACCGGUUUGUGCUCUUGCCCUCUUGUUCUCCGAGCCUCGCCAUUCUUCGUAUUAUUUGUUGCACCGUUGAAAAAGGUUCCAGCAAACCAAAGACUGAACGAAAGAGUGUCCCUUUAAGUCGACGAAGCCGGUAUGAAGGCAAAGCAGGAUUUUUUUUGUGUAUAUUUUUCCUAAAUUUUGGACUAAUGCAAACAAGAGGAAGUGAUGUCAUUCACAUUGGAGGGUUGUUUUCUGAGGUACAAAACUUUUUGUACCUGUUUCCCCACACCCUUCUUGUUCUGUCACAACAUCUGUCUCUUGUCCUCGUGAUCUGUUUCCUCCCCCCGUGCUCGUGUCAUAAGCUUCCCGUCAUCCUUUUUCCCCAACUUCAUUGACUGCCCAUAGAAAUAUGGCGCCGGCCCCCCUUCCCAGGAUUGUUAUGUGUUUGAGUAACUUAUUGUGGUGAUGAUAUUUUCUAUAUUUAAAAAAAAAGAAUACUGUGGACUUUUAGGUGGCUUAACAUUUUGUAGGGACAUGUCCUAUUUGUAACAUUAAAACAAAAAAAACUAUAAAAAAGGGGCGGGGCGGGGCGGGGCAGGGCGGGGUUCAUCUUCCCUUUCUUGCACAGGCCAUGUACAAACAACCAUGUACAAAAAAGGACCCUUUUGUGUCCCUUCAAGCUCCAUAUGACGUCUUUCUGGUACAUGCUUUUUUUGCAGGACUUUCUGUUCCUGGGUUCCCUGGGGAGGUGGUUUGUAUCGUUGCAUGGAAGUACGCAGGAAAUUCUGGUCUAGAGCUGCAUGAUGUAGGCUACAUGUACUUAACCCACGUUGGAUCAUGUGUUCCAAGCCACCAGGAGAAGCUUCUAAACAACAUGAUGCAGGCAAGACAUCCAAGCUGCCUGAUGACUUCCAGUUGUUUCUUAUUUGUUGUAUACACAAAAAAUGCACUGAAUAAAAUGUUUAUAUUAAGAUAUACUUUUAAAA